Molecule: messenger RNA, 2337 nt
Organism: Orussus abietinus
Lineage: Eukaryota; Metazoa; Arthropoda; Insecta; Hymenoptera; Orussidae
Gene: Indy
Product: protein I'm not dead yet
Exons: 10
Coding region: 200-1915 (571 amino acids)
Biological process (GO): citrate transport; monoatomic anion transmembrane transport
Cellular component (GO): membrane
Molecular function (GO): citrate transmembrane transporter activity; succinate transmembrane transporter activity
Source: RefSeq, a predicted model, not a curated record
ACCGCGAAGCGAGCCCGACCGAGCCUGAGACUUCAGCCGACGAGGUGCCACGGUGCCACGGCGCCGCGCACCUGGUGCCGAUCUUCCGGGACCUCGACCUUCGCGGGGGGUCGCCGCGCGAAAGUGCCCUAGGUCACGGUCCUUGCGUUCCCUGACCCCCGCCCUCCUACGGACCGCAUGUGAACAAAGACUGUAAGAGAUGGACUCGAAGCAGGAAGAGAUCCGCUCGGAGGGCGUCGAACCGGACGGCAAAAGAAUGCGGGACAGGAGCUUCUUUUGGCUGCUCUUGCGGUUCGUCCAGAUUUAUUGGAGGACCUUCGUCGUGAUUCUGGGCCCGUUAACCUUGCUCCCCAUCGUCAUCAUAAAUAAUCAUCAGAUGUUCAGGUGCCUUUACGUGGUGAUGCUGAUGGCGCUAUUCUGGGUGACCGAAGCCAUCCCUUUACCAGUCACAGGGAUGAUUCCUGUAGUCUUGUAUCCUCUGAUGGGCAUCCUCGACUCCAGCGUUACGUGCGCAUGUUACAUGAACGACACCACGAUGAUGUUCAUCGGGAGCCUCGUUAUCGCAGUGGUCAUACAGAACUCCGGGUUGCACUUGCGAAUUGCAUUUUUUAUCAUUAAGUCUCUCGGCUGCAGCCACCGUAGGCUAAGCCUGGGAAUAUUUUUCGUCACGAUGUUCAUCUCCAUGUGGAUUUCUAAUACUGCCGCCACGGCGAUGGUUGUUCCCAUAAUUGAGACGGUGCUACUAGAACUGGAAGCGCAAGGACUUGGGAACAUGUACAUUCAAGACGACACCUCGGAAGAGGAAGGAACGGAGCCGCAAAAACGACCGACACACGCGACUUUGGUGUACUUCCUCUCGGCGUCGUAUGCCUCGAGCAUAGGAGGCAUCGGAACCGUCGUGGGAAGUGGAACAAAUUUGACUUUGAAAGGGAUCUACGAAAGGCGCUUCCCCCAGAGUCCCGGAAUUAAUUUCGCGUCCUGGAUGCUGUACGCGACAUUGCCGAUGCUGGCUGCAAGUUUUUUAACGUGGCUCUGGCUUCAAAUCAUGUACAUGGGCCUUUUCAGGCCGAACAGUAAUGACGCGAGAGCAAUAGACAUCGGCGAACAAGGGGAGCGAAUCGCCACGGAAAUGAUAAAAAAGAAAUACAAAGAGCUGGGGCCAAUGACGUGGUACGAAACGAACGUCGCGGUCCUCUUUAUAAUCGUCGUUUUUCUAUGGUUCUUCAGGCAACCGGGAUUUACGCGCGGAUGGCCGGAAUACAUAACAAAUUCACAAGUCAAGGACUCGACAGCUGCUAUCGCUCUUGUGAUUCUGUUGUUCGUAAUUCCCUCCAAGUUGGACUUUCUUAAGUCUUUUGACAAGGACCCCAAAAAGAGGCCCUGUAAACCGUCGCCUGGUUUGAUAAAUUGGAAGACCAUUCACGAAAAGAUGCACUGGAGCCUGAUAAUGGUACUUGGUGGAGGAUUUGCCAUCGCAGCUGGCAGUACCUCUUCGGGCCUUUCGAAGAUGCUGGGCAACUCCUUGACAGAUCUGAAGGCACUGAACGCAGUUGCUAUAUUAUUUAUUGUGUGCUUGUUCGCAGAGUUAGUCACAGAGCUGACUGCGAAUGUAGCAAUAGCCAAUAUAAUUUUACCGGUUCUAGCAGAAAUGUGCGUGGCUAUUCGCAUACAUCCUCUAUACCUAAUGCUGCCAGCUUCGCUGUGUUGCUCGUUUUCGUUCCAUUUGCCAGCCGGAACACCUCCCAAUGCCAUAGCCUGUGCCGCUGGCCACGUGAAGACUAAAGAUAUUAUUAUCGCAGGCAUCGGACCUACCGUCAUCACACUUUUUAUUAUCUCCGGAUCAUUCGCUACUUGGGGUACUUAUAUAUUUGACUUGUACGAGUUUCCCUCGUGGGCUGUCGACAGCCAUUCAUAGCCAUAAAUAACACAUUUAUUUAUUUCGAUAGUAUUAUGUAACGCACGCCCAUGUGACAAGCUUUCGACAAAGCAGCAUUAGUCUUGACUUUAUAAUUGAGUAUCGCAUUCUUUUACCACGAUGUGUGACGAUAAGUAACGAUCGAUCAUUUUGUACAUAAUUCAGUCGACUCGCGUGUACUUGCACAUCGUGCAAUAUUCAGUGUUAAUAAACCUGUACAUGACAGUUUUUCAUUUGGGUAGAGCUAAUGUACAUAAUUUUAGUAAACAAUAAGAUAUUCACAUAAGAGGAAUCUUGGUUUCCUUGCAUAUGACAUAAGCGAUAUCAUGACGUUGUACAAACAUUGAAGCACUGACAAGAGAAGUUUAAUAAAAACAAAUUCAACAUGAUCCGCUUUAACGGGGAUCAGAUCAUGAAAUUCA